Messenger RNA from Nycticebus coucang (slow loris), 515 nucleotides. RefSeq names its product tubulin polymerization-promoting protein family member 2-like. Gene Ontology annotation, cellular component: microtubule. The record is from RefSeq and is a predicted model, not a curated record. Bases 24 to 515 code for a protein of 163 amino acids. Gene Ontology annotation, biological process: microtubule polymerization; microtubule bundle formation; positive regulation of protein polymerization. The transcript has 3 exons. Gene Ontology annotation, molecular function: calcium ion binding; tubulin binding. Lineage: Eukaryota; Metazoa; Chordata; Mammalia; Primates; Lorisidae.
CCCACCCCCACCUCUAGCUGACCAUGGCAUCCGAAGCAGAGAAAACAUUCCAGCGGUUUGCUGUCAUUGGAGACUCCUCAAGCAGCGGCGCCGAAAUAAACAACAAGAAUUUCUCCAAGCUGUGCCAAGACUGUGGCAUCACGGAUGGCAAGACGGUCACCUCUGCAGAUGUGGACACUGUGUUCAACAAAGUCAAGGCCAAGAAUGCCGGAACUAUCACGUUUCAGCAGUUCACAGAAGCAAUGAAGGAACUGGGCCAGAAGCGCUUCAAGGAAAAGAGCCCAGACCAAGGCCUGCAGGACAUUUAUAAACUCAUGGAGGGCAAGAAUCCAGCUGCCAAGAAUCCAGCUGCCACUGGUGCCACAGCGGCUGGUGCCCUGGACCCUCUCACCGACACCAGCGAGUAUGCUGGCAUCCACAAGGAGCGCUUGGACGACAGUGGCAAGGGCAAGGGCAUGGCAGGAGGGGAAGAGACCACUGAUAACUCAGGCUAUGGGAGGGGUGGAGAGGAGUAA